CUCUGAAUUUCGUUUCUGUGUUUUUUGUUUUUUUUCCGGUGCUCUCAGCUGAAGCCAGUCUGCUGGCAGCGGCUCAGCGCUCCGACUGAAGCUCCAGUAGCUGUACACGGAGUUGCCGCCGACCCUUUCUCCACUCCUCCGUCCGCUCUUUCUCUUCGUCAACUCAGCCUCGCUGCUGUCAGGUCAGCCGUGUGGACAGACAGACAGCAGCAGCCAUGGAGCAGAAGUCGUACGUCGAGUACCAUGACCUGGAGGCUGCCGAAGCGCUCGUCAGCAUGAGCUUCUGGGGUCAAAGGUCGCACAAGCCCCGCCCACUGACGCCCACCUCUGACUCCUGUGACUCUAUCCAACUCCACUCGGAGGGCACAGAUACACCAAAAGACCUGAUCGCCCUCUCCUCGCUGUGUAUAACUCCGCCUCAAAGUCCAAGCUUCGCCGAGGCCUCUGCAACCCCCAUCCUCACCAUCGCCUCCAAACCGCACUUACCCUCCCCCGCCCUUCACAGUGACCCCCAUGCCGUCACUUCAGAGACCUCAGCACUUGCACCUCACUCAGAGUCAACCCGUGUGGCUCCGCCCAGCAGAGCGAUGGCCACCAGUGUCAUCCGCCACACCGCUGACAGCCUCAGCCUUCCUCUGCCCAACACCGAGCUGUCAGAAACUUCCACGCAGCCUCUGCCACCACUUCUGCAGACGCUUCCAGAGGAGAAGGACGACCCUCCCCCAACUCCCGACACCCCCCCAUCGCCUCCCGCCUCAGCUUCUCCACCUCACUCGCUGUCUUCCUCACCGCUGCUCUGCCAGGUUUUCCCGGUGAACGGCCGAACGGGGAUGAUCUCCGCCUUCGUCCAGGCCCCAGUUCAGGUGCAGGGGCCGGGCGGGCCCAAGCCAAUCCUUCCCCAGUCUCCCACUUCCAGCUUCGCCCAGCCGCUGCUGCUGGGCUCCGCCGUGCCACAAGGGACUGUGAUGUUUGUGGUGCCACAGCCACCCGUGCCCCAGCCGCAACCAGGCCCGCAGACCGUCAUGACCUUGGGCAACACCAAGCUCCUCCCACUCGCCCCAGCUCCUGUUUACAUGCCGUCAGGAGCGAACAGUGGCACCUCGCAGGCAGACUUCUCUCGCAGACGGGACUACGUGUGCACCUUCCCUGGGUGCAAAAAGACCUACUUCAAGAGUUCACACCUCAAGGCUCACCUGCGCACACACACAGGUGAGAAGCCAUUUAGCUGUCACUGGGAGGGCUGUGACAAGCGGUUCGCCCGCUCCGAUGAGCUUUCCCGCCACCGCCGCACGCACACUGGUGAGAAGAAGUUUGUCUGCAGCGUGUGUGAACGGCGGUUCAUGCGCAGCGACCAUCUGACCAAACACGCCCGACGGCACAUGACUACCAAGAGGCCGUCAUCGUGGCCCGGCGAAACCCGAGACCUCAGCAAAGGCGCCCUGCCAAAGGGUCAGAACAGAGGACCGGCACUUCCCGUUGGCGUGCUGGUUCCUGCUGCCAACUAACUAACAGACUAGUGUCACUCACAGGGCCAUCUCAGGAGCCCCGGGGGGAGGGGCCAAACACCGACCAGACUCUUAAAGAGUGACUGUGACUGGUUGUUUCAAUCAGCUCCGCCCACCACAUCAGGACGAUGUUUUGUACUCGGCUACGUUUACACGACCUCAGAACAGGGUCAGACACACCUGGACUCAUUUUACAGGGACCUGUC
This is a messenger RNA of Maylandia zebra (zebra mbuna), 1711 nucleotides long. It is a transcript of the gene klf11a, whose product is annotated as Kruppel like factor 11a. Gene Ontology annotation, molecular function: RNA polymerase II cis-regulatory region sequence-specific DNA binding; DNA-binding transcription factor activity, RNA polymerase II-specific. Lineage: Eukaryota; Metazoa; Chordata; Actinopteri; Cichliformes; Cichlidae. Gene Ontology annotation, biological process: regulation of transcription by RNA polymerase II. The record is from RefSeq and is a predicted model, not a curated record.